AUGAAGCGGAUAGCCGAGCUCUACGCCUACUCCGUGGACAAAUCCACAGCAGUUUUCAACCUGAGGAAAAAGGAGGAAAUUGCCAAGAAGAAAAAGAGCGAAAUGAAUUGGCUGGACAAACUGUGCUCAGAAUAUGAAAAAACGAAGAAGGACACAUUUGAUUAUUUCACCGUUAAAAAAAUCGAAUGGAAAAAUAAACUGAACGACUCGAAAUUUUCUUCCUGCUUCAAAUGCGAGAACUCCAAGUAUGGACACCUCCCCUGGUAUAAGAAGUUGUACUACAUAUUAAAAGGGCAUGUCUACAAACUUUUGAACAUUGCUGAUGGGGAAAAAAACGUGGACGGAGGGAGAAACGACGAGGGAGGAAAAUACGAAGAGGGACAAUCCCCUAUAACAAGCCCCCAACCCAGUCAGCAAGAAAAAACAAUAACCAGAGAGUUCGUUAGCUACGAAAAUUUAGACUACAGACGUGUACAGAAGACAAAUAAUGCAGAGGAUUCGCUGUUUAGUAAGUAUAAGGAAAGGUUCAGAAAGGCAGGAGACAGUGAGGCCUACCUAAGCGAGCGCAGCCAGUCCGAAUUGAUCAAGAGGAAACUGUCUUCGAUUGGCCCCACAGCCGUACGAAGCAAUAAGAGCAUAAUGGAGGAGGGCGCAGACCCCGAGUUGUGCGCUACAAAUUCGCUCACGCAGGAGGCGGCAAGGGGAGAAGUAGAAGCGGAAGCCGAAGCAAAAGCAGACACGGACACAGGCAACCAAUCCAUCGACGCGGAAGAAGCAAACAACAACAGGAAGAACUUGCUUAACGUGGAGGAGUCCCCCAAGUUUAAUAUAAAAAACACGUGGGAAAAACUGAGCGGGUACAUUUCGUAG
This is a messenger RNA of Plasmodium coatneyi, 870 nucleotides long. RefSeq lists its product as uncharacterized. The record is from RefSeq and is a predicted model, not a curated record. The transcript has a single exon. Bases 1 to 870 code for a protein of 289 amino acids. NCBI's taxonomy places the organism in Eukaryota, Apicomplexa, Aconoidasida, Haemosporida, Plasmodiidae.